Messenger RNA from Durusdinium trenchii, 2055 nucleotides. Lineage: Eukaryota; Dinophyceae; Suessiales; Symbiodiniaceae. The record is from the annotation of a GenBank genome assembly.
AUGCAACCUGAAGCUGGGCGCCAUGGGACUGGUAGCCGGAAGGGCCGCAAAUCGGGCAAGAAGGGGGCUGGUGAGAGCAAAGGAGAUGGUGGCAAAGGGCUUGGAGAGAAUGUCAAGCCGGGUGGCAAAGGGAGCAGGGAGAAGAAGGACAAGACACAGGGAGGUGGCAAAGAGGGUGGGGAGAUCAGGGGUGAUGUCGAAGGGCGAGAUGCUGAGGGCUUCGAAUCCCAACAGUAUUCAGCUUUGCCACCUGGUCCAGCCGAUGCAGAGUGCAAGAGCUUUUCGAGUGAAGGUAGCACUACGGCUCACCUGGAAGGUGAAGAGGAGCAGUCAGUUCCAGGCGGUGAUGGCAAGGAAGUUCGUGUGGACGUGAAGGAGGAGCCCCGCGACCCGCCUCGGCGACAGACGGUGAGAUUCGCCGGCGACGGACGGGAAGGAUCAGAGAUUGGGGCAGCCAGCGGGCGCGGGAGCCAGUGUGACGAAGGAACAGCCAGCGGUCCACGCGCGAGAAAGGGGGAGACAGGUGAAGGAGAUCAAGAUGAAUCGGCUGAAGAUGACAAAAACAAGAUGAAAAGGAAGAGCACCGUGAUGGCUGCCUUCUCGCGCACGUGGACGCAGAAGCUCCCGAAAGGCUUUAACUGCCUGGAGCAUUUAGCUUUGGCUUUGGUUGGCGGGCUCUUUGGAGCCAGACGGUCUUUUAAGGCGGCCCAAACGUCAGCACAUCAAGGGCAUUAUUUCUCCUUAUUUCUGUAUGGCCUCGUCCUGACCUGUGGUCGCUUGUUUCUCUUUGUCCUCCCGCUGGCCUUGCUUGCAUUAGGAGUGACCUUCCUUGUGAAAGAAGGACCUUAUGUGGAAGAUAUCAACAAGGUCGUAAGAGCUCCGGGGAAACAACCAUAUUGGAUGAUCUUGAUCACAGGCAUCAUUGGAUCAGCAUCCAUCAACCUUGUCCUGGGGCCACCCAAACUGGUUGACACGCCGGACAGGCAGUCUUGUUGGCAAUGCGUAGGCAACGUCGCCAAAAGAUGCCUUACUCUUUACCUCUUGCUCUGGACCCUUUGGACCUGGGGAGACGAGAUUUGGCAGCUCACCAAGAUUGCUCGGGAACAGCAUGCAGCCGGCUCCCCCCUGGCGCGCAUCCUAAUGCUUGCCAUGGUCCAAUCUGCCACAAGCACACAGUGGGGUAGAUAUGUGGAUCAAAUUGCUUUGCUCAUGGUCUUCAACGACUACCUGAACUUCAAAGCAGCUCAUCACGACGAAUUUGUGGCAACAUGGAGCAAAUACAUGAAAGAUGUGGAGCAGGCUAAAGACUCUCUUGAGAAAGCGAUGGUGGAGCGACCUCUCAGUGAUGGUGAUGUGCCGAUGGAAAAAGCCAUUGCACGCUCAGUGCUGGACACACCACGCUUGGUGAGUUUGAUUGUCAAGGCUUUCCCUGCGUUUAUUUGGCUUCUGGCUUCUGGAGUGGAGCUCCUUAGCCACAUUCCACCCCCGAUAUUGGACGACAGAGGUGAUGAUCCUCCAAAACCGGAAGAUUCUGAACAUCCUGAUCAAGAGGCAGGCGAUGCAGGCCGAGGCGGUCAGAGAGGGAGCGUGACAAGUCUACAUCUAGAGGGCACAGAAGAUGUUAUUAAGCUAUACCGUCGUCCGAGCGACGAGAGCGACGAGAGCGACUUGAAGGUGGUGGUAAGCGCCAUGGCCCUGACCGGCUUUGGGCCUGGACAUUGCGAUCGUGCUGUGAAGUACCUCUUAUACACUACCUGGUACUCGGAGCAUAAGCCCGCAAAGGAAUUGAGAGAGAACUAUAAACGCGAGAUACAGACUCUACGUGCAACUGGAAUCACUCGAGAUGGGUGGUGCUAUAUUGUGAUGUAUGCGGCAGUUGGCAAAGUCAUGAUGGACUUCAUCGUCGUGGUCAUGUCGCGGCUUCUGGCCGGGGCUGGAUACUUCGAUUCCAUCUGGUUAACCCUAACGGAUCGCAGCACGAAGACCUUUAUAGAGCAAUUCCGCUACAUGCCGAUCGCGCACCAGGUGUUCAAUUGGGUUGAGACAGUUUUCUAA